UCUCCCUCUCUCUCUCUCUCUCAACCUAUCUGUGUCUAUAGACUUAUAGACACAUUCGGCAGCAUAGUACCAAAUCUUCAAAUAUAAUGCAGGGGAGAUGACCCAUCAAGAAAACGAGAGUUUUGCACAGAGUGACAAAACGAGAGAGAGAGUGAGAGAGAGAAUGGGGUGAGAGAGAGAGAGAGAGAGAGAGAGAGAGAAAUGGGGGCAGCUGGAAGUUUUUUACAGUUCCAUAGCUGCUGAUCACUUCCUGGCAUUGUAGGCCCUUUUGGGCAAUCUUUCUUCCUGAUGAUGAGCUGAUUGUCUUUCGGGGCAGAGGUUAUCCGUCUGUGUUGUAGUUGGACAGGAGAGUGUGUGUCUUUUCUGAUCUGGGGCAGUCAACAAGGUUUCCUGUUCCCGAAAACAAGAUACAAAGUUAUCCCAGUAAAGUAAAGCGGUGGCAGGAGGAAUCUGUACUAGUGUAUUAUUCUGGCCUGGAUCCACAACUUAAGUUUGGACGAGGCCUUUGCCAAGUCAAAACCAGCCGUUUACUUGUUACUUGCUGGGCUCAUGGCAACUCUGUUGCAUUCUGAAUCGAGGCGCUUGUACUCUUGGUGGUGGAGCAGCCACAUCAGCCCCAAAAACUCGAAAUGGCUUCAGGAGAAUCUCACAGAUAUGGAUACAAAAGUGAAAGCUAUGAUCAAGCUAAUCGAAGAAGAUGCAGACUCGUUUGCUAGGAGGGCAGAGAUGUACUACAAAAGACGGCCGGAGCUCAUGAAGCUGGUCGAGGAGUUUUACCGAGCUUACCGUGCACUAGCAGAGAGGUACAACCAUGCGACCGUGGAGCUCCGUCUAGCCCAUCGCACCAUGGCUGAAGCCUUCCCAGACCAAGUGCCUUAUUCUCUUUCUGAUGAGUCGCCCUCAAACUCUUCUUCUGGCCCUGAUGCGGAGCCCCACACGCCUGAGAUGCCACAUCCUAUUCGUCCAUUUCUCGACCCUGAAGGAUCUGACUCUGGCUCUACCAAGAAGGGGCUGAAGCAGGUGCAUGACAUGUUUGAGUCUGAGGAUGCCGUGCACCAGAGUUUCCAACAAGGGCUGUCCCAAUUGUCCCAUGAGAACAAAAACCUCAAGACUAAAGUUGUUUCAGAGUCGGAACGAGCGAGCAGAGCUGAGGUCGAGGUCCAGACCUUGAAGAGUAUCCUCUCCCAGAUGCAGGCUGAAAAGGAUUCUAUACUGGCAGAGUAUGAAAAGAGUUUGGAGAAGCUGUCGAACCUGAAGGGGGAGCUCAAUUGUGCACAGGAACAUGUGGAAGGGCUUGAUGAAAGAGCAGGCAAAGCCGAGAUUGAGAUUAAGAUACUGAAGGAAGCCCUGGCGAAACUGGAGACUGAGAGAGACAUGAGCCUUUUGAAGUACAAUGAGAGUUUGAAAAAGAUAUCUAAUCUUGAGUUGAUGCUCGAAAAGGCAGAAUCGCAAACUCAGAAUCUUAAGCACGAACUAUCGAGAUUAGAAACUGAGAGAGAAGCUGGGCUACUUCAGUAUCAUCAAUGUCUAGAGACGAUCUCUGCUCUUGAGAGCAAAAUCUCGCUUGCUGAGCUGGAUGCAAGGAAGCUUUCGGAGCAAGCUAAUGAGGCAGAAAGAAGAGUCCUAGAACUCGGGGAGGCUGUUAAAAAGUUGAAUGAAGAGAAAGAAGCAGUGGCUUGUCUAUACAAGCAGUGCCUUGAGACUCUGGGUGAGAUGGAAGCUGAGCUUUCUCGAUUCCAGGAGGAAGCCAAACGGCUUAACAGUGAGAUCAUGAUUGGUGCUGAGAAGCUGAAGAGUGCUGAGGAAAAACGUAGUUUAUUGGAGAAAUCAAACCGUUCCUUACAGUGUGAGGCAGAGAAUUUAGCAAAGAAGAUUGAGAUGAAGGACCAAGAGCUUUUGCACAAAGACGAGAAGCUCGAGAAACUUCAAUCCUCAAUGAAAGAUGGGCAUAUGAGAUUCAAUCAUGUAGAUGCCAGCCUCCAGACUCUGCAGAAGUUGUAUUAUGAAUCUCAGGAGGAGCAGAGAGCUCUGGCUUUGGAGAUCAGAAGCGGCCUUCAGAUGUUGAAGGACUUGGAAGCUCGUAAGCUCGCGUUAGAGGAGGAGAUCCAGCGGGUCAAGGAAGAGAACUGCAGCCUCAGUGAAAUCAAUUCGGCUUCUACCCUUUCAGAGAAAAAUUUAAGGGAGGAGUUAUGCAGUUUGAAGGAGAUGAAAAAGAAACUCGAGGAGGAUUUUGCUGCUCAGGCUGAGCAGUGUAAUGCUCUCCAGCGAGAGAUAAAUCAGUUAAGAGAGGAGAUCACAGGCUUGAAUGGUUCCUAUGGCUUGUUAUUGUUGCAAGUUGAGGAGUUGAGAGAUGAAAACACAGAGCUGAGAGGGGGCCAGAAGCAUGAUGAGGAGGAGAGAGAAACGCUUCAUGAUAAGCUGAAGAUAAUGGAUGAGAUUUCUGAGAAGAACUCAGCUCUUGAGAGGUCCUUGUGUGAGUUGAAUGGAGCUCUGAGGGAGUCGAGGGAGAUGGUGAAGCAGUUGCAGGAAUCGUGCCAAUCUCUGGAGGGAGAGAAAUCGACCCUUGUCACCGAUAAGGCCACUUUACUCUCUCAGUUGCAGAAGAUUACCGAGGACAUGCAGAAGCUCCUAGAGAAGAAUGCUUCAUUGGAAUGUUCUCUGUCUGCAGGAAGAGCUGAGGUGGAAGGCUUAAGGGAGAAAUCUAGGAGAGUAGAUGAAUUCUGUCAGUUGGUAAUUAAUGAGAAAUCGAAUCUUCUCACAGAUAGGAGCUGUCUGGCCUCGCAGUUGGAAAACGUCGAAAGGAGGCUAUCUAAUUUGGUGAGGAGGUUUGAGAACAUGGAAGAGAAGUGCUCAAGGCUGGAGAAGGAGAAGGAGACGACUCUAAACCAAGUAGAAGAGCUCCGAGGUUACCUUGGCCUGGAGAAGCAAGAACGAACCACCUAUAUUCAAUCAAGUGAGACACGUUUGGCGGGUCUAGAGAGCCAUGUGAAGUUCCUACAGGAAGAGAUUCGGCUGAGGAAGAAGGAGUUCGAGGAAGAGGUGGAAAAGGCCGUGAAUUCCCAGCUCGAGAUCUUCAUCCUGCAGAAGUUCGUGGAGGAUCUUGAGGAAAAGAACCUGUCUCUAUUGUUCGAGUGCCAGAAGCAAGUAGAAGCUUCAAAGCUUUCAAAUAAGUUGAUUACUGAACUAGAGAGUGAGAAUCUUGAGCAGCAGGUUGAAGUCGAGAUGCUCUCAGAUGAAGUGGGGCGGCUGAGGACGGGGAUUUAUCAGGUCUUUCGGGCACUUCAGAUUGAUCCACAAAUUUGGUACAGAGAUGAAGUGGGGAAAGCGAAUACAGAAAAAGUUCCGUUGCUUCAUAUUUUGGAUAAGAUUGAGAAUAUGAAGAGUUCUCUCUUAAGAAACAAGGACGAGAAGCUGAGUUUGUUGAUCGAGAACUCAUUGCUAUUGACGGUACUUGGACAAGUUAGAGUGGAGGGUGAAGAACUUGAGACGGGGAAAAAGUCAGUGGAGAAGGAACUCGAAAAGAUAACAGCAGAAUACUUCCUGGUGGAAAAAGAGAAGACCGAACUUCUAGAGGAAAACGAGCUGCUGAAGCUUCAAAUUACUGGGGGAGGUGAACGAGAGAAAGAACUCCAAUAUGAUUUACAGAAUCUCAGCGAACAAUUAGAUAAGUGGCAGCAUGAAAAUUUGGAAAUAGUAAAGGAAAACCGAGUUUUGCAUGAAAAGAUGUGUCUGACGGAAGAAGAGAAUCGUGCUCUUUUGAAGGAAAACGAUGAAAUUUUUAGAGAAGCAGUCACUGCAGGAAACCUCUCGGUGGUUUACAAGAGCUUAGUGGAGGAAGAAGAGUGCGAGAUAAAAACUCUCUCUGAAGAUCUUCAAGAACUCUAUGAGAUCAACAGAAGACUCAGGGAGGAGGUAAGAAACUUGAAGGAUCAGUUGGGUGUGAAAGGGGAAGAGAAUCUCUGCCUUGUGAGAUCUGUUGAGAAGUUGAGUGGAGAACUGCAUGAAGUCAACGACCUGAAUGAUCAGUUGAACCAUCAGAUUGUAAUGGGGAAUGAUUUUCUCAGAGAGAAAGCGAGGGAGCUAUCUGAAGUGGAAAACAAGCUCGAGCGAUCCCAGUGCUCAACAACCGAGCUCUGUCGGACUGUCCAGGAGCUGAGUAGGGAGCAUGAGGAGUCGAAGAAAGGAAGAAGAGACAGGGAGGAGGAGAUUGAGAGGCUUCUAGAAGCAAACAGAGAACUAGAGCUCGAGAUUAGUAGAUUGAGAGAGGAAGUGGAGGAAAGGAGGGCUCGAGAAGAGAGCUUGAGCUCAGAGUUGCUAGAGAGGAGUAAUGAAAAUGAGCUGUGGGAGUCAGAGGCUUCGUCAUUCUACUUCGAUCUCCAAAUUUCAGGUGUCCGUGAAGUUCUCUUGGAGAACAAGGUUCACGAGUUAACAGAGAUUUGUGAGAAUCUAAAGAAUUCAGGAGGCGAGGAGAUCGAACACAUGAAGGAAAGAGUUGGUUUCUUGGAGAGGGAGAUUGGAGGGUUGAAGAGCCAGCUGUCUGCGUAUAUUCCUGUCAUAUCAUCUCUUCGAGAUGACAUGCCAUCACUCAAGCAGAAUGCUCUCCUCUGGAGACAACUCUGUGCGGAGGGGAAGCUUGAAAAGAAGGAUGUGGAGGAAAGGGCUAAUAGGAUCUGUGAGAACCAUCAGGAACUUGGAGAAGACCAGAGUGCUGCAAUACAAGCAGGAAUCUCGAACUUGCAGAGGAUGCACAGCAGAAUUGAAGCUGUCGAGAAGGCAGUCAUGGAAGAAAUGGGAAGGCUCAAAAUGGAGAGAGUUGAAGACCCAAGAACUUCGGUUGAGGAGACCAAAGACGAGUUGCUCAAUGGAAAAGUUGUCACCAGGGAUGAGACUAAAAAUGAAGUUCCCCGUUCAAGGACUGGCCUGCUCAUGAAAGAUAUCCCUCUCGAUCAAGUUUCGGAUUCUUCCUUCUCAGGAACGAGCCAAAGAAACUUAAGGGACAGCGACCCCCUUCCUGAUUCUUCUCGUGCCUCAACUGCAACAGAGAUCACUGAGCAGAAGAAGAGUGAAGACUUGUUCUUGGAGUUGCAAUUCGAGAAAGAGUUGGGAGUCGACAAGCUCGAGCUUUCAAAUAGCAGGGAACUGGAGAAAGAAGUUUACAGGAGAAAAAUCUUGGAAAGACUCGUAUCGGAUGCCCAAAAGUUGUCGAGCAUAAGAACAAACGUUGAAGAUAUAAAGGAGGAGGUGGAUGCAAGCAAGGGGAGCAGGAAGAAGAAGAACGCCAACCUCGAAGCGGUUAAAACACAGCUACAAGAAGUCGAGGAUGCAGUUGUGCAACUGAUGGUAAUUAAUGAUCACCUGACAAAGGAUAUUGACGGAAGCCGGUCCUCGGUGGAUGGGAGCGGCCCCCCUGCGGAAGUGGAUGAGUUGGGUGGGGCUGUCCAUGAGAAGAAGGUGAGGGAGCAGGCCAAGAGAGAGAGCGAGAAGAUUGGACGGCUGCAGUUCGAGGUGCAGAACAUACAGUACAUUCUGGUGAAGAUGGAGGACGAGAAGAAGUCCAAAGGGAAGAACCGGUUCUCGAGAUCUGGGACGGGGGUGCUUCUGAGGGACUUUAUCUACAGCGGGAGACGAAACAGCGAGAGGAAGCUGAAGAAAGGGUGCUUCUGUGGCUGCUCGAGAACAUCUACGAAGGGGGACUGAGGAGAAGGAAGAUUUCUUGUGGGCUGUAUUGUAUGUGUUUCCAUUUUUAUGUUCUUUUUGUACCAUGACAGGAAAUGGUUUCCUGGUAUUAUGUUUUGGGAUCAUUUCUUGAAUUAGACAGUGAAGACUGCUAGCCCUUGUGUUCAUGGGAACCUGUAGUGACAAAACUGUUAGUCGGGUUCGAUAAUAUCUCUGUAAUAAAUCGUGCUAAUGUCUUUAGAGUACCGAUGGAACUCGGCUCUCUCUUC
Messenger RNA from Punica granatum (pomegranate), 5945 nucleotides. Lineage: Eukaryota; Viridiplantae; Streptophyta; Magnoliopsida; Myrtales; Lythraceae. The record is from RefSeq and is a predicted model, not a curated record.